CUUGGCUCUCUUUGCUCUGCUCACUUGACUGAAGAAGCCUUUUCCUUUUCCCUCUUUUGAUUAUUACUAGAAAUCCUGUAUAGUUUUCAAUACUAGCAGUAUUUCUUCAUGUUUGCUCCAAUGGGGAGAGUCCUGCUGAGCGCGCAGAAGGCUGACUGGCCCGGCCUGGUCUGAGCUCUCCGGGGUUGGGGCCCACCUGCACCUUGUCUGCCUUCUGGGCUCCCUGACACUCUCCCAUCUCCCUCUGACAAAGGUCGGGAGCCAUUGAGGGAGUCGGGCCGUUGCUGCCCUGGGGCGGUGGGGGGUAGCAUGUCCCUUCUCCCCCUCUUUCUUCCUCCCUGCAUCUUCUCUUCCCAGCCUGGGCAGAUGUACUUGGUGCUGGGGCGUCUGCGGCCUUCCCUAUCCUGGUGACUCCGAAUCCUCACCUGUCUGAAGGCAGCGCAGGUCGGAGCCUCCCACUUAACCAUCUCCGGCGGUUCCCUUGGACAGACGGGGGCUCUUUGUGCCUGGACCCUUCCUCCUCUUUAAUUCUGUGCCACAUACCUGAGCUCUUCUUCCCCUUCCCUCUUGGCCUUUGCACAAGGGCCUCCAUGACCCAGAGCCUCUUCACUUUUCCUGACUUCCUCAGUGUGAACUCACAUCCUACCUUUGGCUUCCCCUCACGGGAUAUCUGGUACCUCCCUGUGGAAUGUGUGCUCGUGCCCAAGCCAGGCUUUGCUCUCCCCACUGAGAAGGCACUAUGAACAACCAUCCAUACAUGGGCACUAGCCCUGGGGUCAGAAAGGCUCCAGUUCAUGGGUUCAAAUUCAGCCUCAGACACUUAUAAGCUGGGUGACCCCAGGCAAGUCCCCAGACACUAGUUGCCUCCAUUCCUCAUUUGUAAACUGAACUGGAGAAGGAAAUGGAAAACCACCCUAGUCUCCUUAGGAAGAAUUGGCCAUGAUGGAGUACUUGAACAAAAAGCCAUCCAUACGAGAUGUACUUAGGGCAUGGAAGAGUCGACAUAAAGGACCGAGUUCGUUGUACAAUCUCUGGAGAGCUUUACCCCUUGUGGCCUCUCGGCGUCUCCCUGGGCCUGUGAUGGUCCCCGGCUGAGCAGGCCUGCGUUUGCCGUUUCAGCAUCCAGUGACGUUCCGGGACGUGUCUGUGGAUUUCUCCCUGGAGGAGUGGCGAUGCCUGAGCCCCGCUCAGAGGGCCCUGCACAGGGAGGUGAUGCUGGAGAACUACGAGCACCUGGUCUCUGUGGGGCUUACAGCAUCCAAACCCGAUGUGAUCUCCUUGUUGGAGAGAGGCGAAGCACCGUGGAUGGCCCUGGCUGGAGUCCUCAGGAGCCCCUACCCAGAUUGCCCAAAUUGUGAGGCCUUGGAUAAGGAUUCCAUUCUGUCUGAGGGCAUUUGUCCAGGAACAUUGGCCCGAGAAAGAUUGCCAGUGGAGAGUAAUUGGUAUCUCAGGAUUGGAGAUUCAGAGCAAUGGGAAGUUAGGUUAGAGAGAUGGGAGGGCCAUCAGGAGAGACAGUCUCCACAAGUGACAGUCACUCCCCAAAGAACUUUGAAUAUGGCAAAUAUACCUGAAUGUAGCACGCUUAUUAGACGUUUUAACUUGGGACCACUCUUUUUCCCCCACUGGAGAGCUGACACGGAAGAAAGAUUCCAUAAGUGUAAUGCAUUUGGAAAGAAAAUCUUUGACCAGAAAUCAAAUGUCAAUGGCCAUCAGAACAUUCAUACUGGAGAAAACCCCUUUGAAUGUGAUGUAUGUGGGAAAAUCUUCCAGAGCAGGGGAAUACUUAGUAAGCAUCAGAGAACGCACAGUGGAGUGAAACUGUUUGAACAUAAUGAAUGUAGAAAAGGCUUCAGUGAUGGUGGAUCACUGAUUGACCAGCAGAAAUCUUCUGGAGUGAAAUCAUUUGAAUGUAGUGAGUGUGGGAAAGCCUUUAGUGGAAAGGCUUACCUUAUCAUCCAUGAGAGAACUCAUACUGGAAUGAAACCCUUUCAGUGUGAUAUAUGUGAGAAAGCUUUUAUUCGGAAGGAAUACCUGGUGAGCCACCAGAGAACUCACAGUGGGGUGAAACCCUUUGAAUGCAAUGAAUGUGGAAAAGCCUAUAGUCAGAAGGGAAACCUCAUUAGCCACCAGAGAGUUCAUACUGGAGUAAAACCUUUUGAAUGUAAUGAAUGUGGGAAAGCCUUCAAUCAGAAGGGAUACCUUAUUAGCCAUGAGAGAACUCAUUCUGGCCUGAAGCCCUUUGAAUGUGAAGAGUGUGGAAAAGCCUUCACUGCUAAGAGAACGCUUAUUAACCAUCGGAGAAUUCAUACUGGAGUGAAACCUUUUGGAUGUGAUGAAUGUGGCAAAGCCUUCAGUGAGAGGGGUACCCUUAUUAGCCAUCAGAGAACUCAUACUGGAGUGAAACCCUUUGAAUGUAAAGAAUGUGGGAAAGCCUUCCUUCGGAAGGGUCACCUUAACAGCCAUCAGAGAACCCACACUGGAGUGAAACCUUUCGCAUGUAAUGAAUGUGGGAAAGCCUUCAGUCAGAAGGGACACCUCAUCAGCCAUCAGAGAAUUCAUACUGGAAUGAAACCCUUUGGAUGUAAUGAAUGUGGGAAGGCCUUUAGGCAAUGGGGAACUCUUAGUAAUCAUCAGCGAACUCAUACUUCAAUUAAAACUUUUAUAUGUAAUAAUUGUGGGAAAACUUUCAAUGAAAGGGGUACUCUCAUAAAGCAUCAAGAAACUCAUAGAGUGAAUGAAAUGAAUGUGGGGACCCAUUUGGUUAGAGAAAAAAACUUUCUAGUAGAAGAGAAUUCAUCCUGGGGAUAAACUUUUUGCAAGUAAAUAUGAAUAUUUAACUAUUUAAACAAAAAUUGAGAGUGUAACUGAUUAUUUGUAAUUUCUUGAGCAAAAUAUGUAACAUUGACUUUCAUAAGCAAAGUAGUUUUAUUUCUGUCACCUUUUGAAAUUGGGGAUUGUCUUCAGUGAUGUUCCUGUUUUCAUAGAGUGCACAUUCUUGCUCUGUUU
This is a messenger RNA of Monodelphis domestica (gray short-tailed opossum), 3006 nucleotides long. Lineage: Eukaryota; Metazoa; Chordata; Mammalia; Didelphimorphia; Didelphidae. The record is from RefSeq and is a predicted model, not a curated record.